Phytophthora sojae is the source of this 663-nucleotide messenger RNA. RefSeq lists its product as hypothetical. Lineage: Eukaryota; Oomycota; Peronosporomycetes; Peronosporales; Peronosporaceae. The transcript is spliced from 4 exons. Bases 1 to 663 code for a protein of 220 amino acids. Gene Ontology annotation, molecular function: protein binding. The record is from RefSeq and is a predicted model, not a curated record.
AUGCUUGCUUCCUUUUCGCAGGAGGUUCGUGACAUCCAUUGGAUUGACGUGCAAGCCGCAAUUAUCGCGAUCGGAAAGGAAAUCCAGCUGAUCCAGGUAGGUGACACAACCGUGGGAAGGCCCUGCAGGGUGCAAGACCCCAUUAACAGUGUACACUCAGACGCAAUUCGGGAGCUUGCAGUCUCGCGCACAACGCCAUCUCAUGUGGUUUCUGGCGGCUUCGACGAGACUGUGGUAGUGACCGAUCUUCGGGACAGAGGAGAUCCAAGGGCUGCCGCCAUCAUCGGGAAGUUCGAUGCGCACGACGUUGUGAGUAGCGUUCGGUGGUCGUCCACGGACGCCUCACACCUGAGCUGGACCACGGACGGGGGCGACUUCCAAGUCGCAGACUCCCGGGUACCAUCGCCUCAGCUCCAAGUGCCUCUGCAUGCGUAUCUGAAUGUCGAUAAGCUAGGCGGCUUGUUUGCGCACGAAUACCUGAGCGACCUCACUGUCGCUCUGGGAUUCGAGAGCGGAUACGUCGCCAUGUUGGACCUCCGCCAUCCUCGACAGUCGGCUUGCACUUCACUGGUAGAAUCGAAGGUGACGGCGGUCGGUGAGAUCCGACGCUCGGGCACCAAGCUUGCGAUGUUUGGUCGCAGCGGGUACGAGCUAUCCUUUUAA